Molecule: messenger RNA, 2894 nt
Organism: Pseudoliparis swirei
Lineage: Eukaryota; Metazoa; Chordata; Actinopteri; Perciformes; Liparidae
Product: feline leukemia virus subgroup C receptor-related protein 2-like
Exons: 5
Coding region: 442-1512 (356 amino acids)
Biological process (GO): transmembrane transport; heme export
Cellular component (GO): membrane
Molecular function (GO): heme transmembrane transporter activity; heme binding
Source: RefSeq, a predicted model, not a curated record
GACACGUGUGAACACACGGAAGCCUUCGUCCUCACCGGAUCACAUUUACUAGUCCUGUCACUGAGAUGCACUGAAGUGUUCACAGGCGCAAAUCCGACCACGGAACUAACUCCAGGCUUUAGAGGGAGGAAAUGCCGCGCAGGCUGGAAGCUGUACAGCCUUUCCUUUUAUUUACUUGAUGACAUAAGUAUGCGUACGAUUUUAAACAGUUUUAUUUGAACUUUUAACUUGUUUUUAAAUGAAGUCGUAGGCUAAGCCUGUCUGUCGCCAACACAUCGGAACGUGCUAAAAGUUCAGGAUUGACACAAACACGGCGAUUUGUAGCCCCCCCUUUUUUCUUAUUUUCCCCCCCAGAAGUUUGUUGUGGUUCAACUCACGCAGUAUUUAUUGAGCGUAAAAGUUUAUACUCCAUGAGUAUAUUUAGCACAUUGCUUUAAUAAUAUGAGCGAGAAAGUAGCGUUGCCGUUAGGAGACACCGCGCUGGACGCGGACCAGUCCGCGGCGGACUUGGAGAACCACGUCCACCUGGAGGAGGGAGACGCGGACCAGCGCGCCGACGACCCGAGUCAGCUGAACGGGCAUGAAGAAGCGCUGCGACCCACCCGCCUGUACAGACGGCGCUGGAUGAUCGUCCUCCUGUUCAGCGCGUAUUCACUGUGCAACUCCUUCCAAUGGAUACAGUACGGCAUCAUCAACAACAUUUUUAUGAAGUUCUACAGCGUGGACGCCUUCACCAUAGACUGGAUGUCCAUGAUCUACAUGCUGACGUACAUUCCCUUCAUUUUCCCGGUGACCUGGCUGCUGGACAAAAAGGGGCUCCGGGUCAUCGCGUUGGUGGCCACCGCGCUCAACUGUACCGGCACAUGGAUCAAAGUGGUCAGCGUCCAGCCCAACUUGUUCGCAGUCACCUUUCUGGGACAGUUCUGCUGCUCCUUGGCGCAAGUGUUCAUCCUCGGGAUGCCGUCGACGAUCGCGUCCAUGUGGUUCGGUUCAGAGGAAGUGUCCACCGCCUGCUCCAUCGGAGUCUUCGGGAAUCAGCUGGGUAUGGCCAUCGGGUUCCUUGUGCCUCCCAUCCUGGUGCCUAACGUGGAAGACAUGGACGAGCUGGCUCAGCACAUCCGCCUCAUGUUCUACAUCACAGCAGGAGCGGCCACCUUGCUCUUCCUCCUUGUUGUCUGUGUCUUCCAGGAGCGUCCUAAAAUCCCUCCGACUCAGGCCCAGGCCACAGCGCGCAGCAUCCCACCAGAGCAAUACUCCUACGUCUCCUCCAUUCUGAGGCUGCUCCGAAACAAGCCCUUCAUCCUCCUCAUCAUCACUUAUGUUUUCAACACUUUUUUUUCACCCGUUAUAUUUCUUCUUUUCUCUGCAGGCUUUAUUAAGUCUGACCUGCGGAGGCAAAAAGCAAACCGGAUGGCCAAAGCAGCCGCGGCGGGGCAGACGCCGGGACAAGACUACGGAGCCACGGCGCUAAUCUCCCAACCGGACACUCUUCCUCCAAAGCCUAAUCGAUAAACUUUUCUGAUUCCACAAAAAAAAAAAAAAUCAAAUCUUAGCUCGACACGCAAAUGCACAAAGGUAAAUCAUCAGCUCACUGUCGGUAAUCGCCAUAACUCACUGCACAGCCUUCCACCUGUUGAACCUGCCUUUGCUGUCUCUCACGCUGUUUCUCACGAGCAUGCUGAAAUUAAUUCACACUAAUGUAAAUAUGAAGAGAAAAAUGUCACUUCACCUGUUUCAGUUUGGGAUUUCAGAUUUUUUUAUUAUGUUUUUUUGGUAAAUAUAUAGGCCUGAAUAAACUUGCAUGUCGGUACACGGAGACUUGGAUUUAAAACUACAUAUUUAUGUAUGAAACUGUCUUAUUCUUUCAUGUGCGGUUUUGUAAUGCGAGGAGAUGUUUUGACGAAGCACAGGUUUAAAUGAAUGUCAGGCCUCAGUUUUAGGAUCCUGGUGUCGACGUGUUCCUGAGCGAGAUGCCGGGUAGAGAACAAACCUUAAGGAUUUGAAAGCUUAUGAAAAGGAAACCCGCUUAAGAAGUGCAGGACCAGCUGUGAGCCUCAGCCGGCCUUACAGAAGCAGCUUCAGCAAUAAGAAUUGAUCAUUUUGGUCCUAUAAUUUCUUUGUGAUGACUAAUACAAUGUCUGCACCUUGCAACAGUUGUAGAAAUGUGAAAAAUAUGUAAUUUUUUUUCGUGUACAGAAUGAGUGUAGCGAUGUGUAUGAAGCUAUAAGAUUGAGCACAAUGGAAGGGGAAGGAGUGGGUGUUACUGUUUUUGAAGAAGUGUCCGACUGUUUUGAUUGGUAGGGAACUUCCGACUGCCACAAUGAGAGCCCGGCUGCAGCAUCCAUCAUCAAAGAAGCAAAGUUUUAAAAACACACGCGGAAGCGUGCGCGCACACACACUCUCGAACGAAGCCUUGACAAGGGCCAUGCUCUCCCAUCCUGUUGCAGUGACGCAAUCAGGAAGUCUCCCUUCUGAGAAGAGUUCAAUUUACAAUGUUGUGUUUUCUAUUUAUAAAUACAAAUUUAAUCUGACUGCAAAUUCACUGUUCAUAAAUAUAUAUUUGAAUAUGUGUACAUUGAAUGCUCCUACUAUAUCUGAAACAUGUAUGGCAUUUUAUAAAUUGUAUGAAUAAAAAAACAACCAGUCAGUAUUUUAACUUUACAGUUGAUUGUCUUCUUUAUAUUUAUAUAAUAUAUUGUAUUCACACAGUAUCCACAUUUCUUUGUGGGGAUUUUGGAAGAAGAUCUUUGCUUUAAAAUACUUUAUACUGCAGCAUAUUAACGAGUUUAAUCCAUGGCAGUCCACAGUGAGGGACGAGAUUACUAUUAUAGUUGUGUAAUAUCUGUAUUCAUGCUUACGUGUUGAACAUGAAAUAAAACUAGUUUUAUAAAGUG